Messenger RNA from Phlebotomus argentipes, 1923 nucleotides. RefSeq names its product beta-1,4-glucuronyltransferase 1-like. Bases 397 to 1818 code for a protein of 473 amino acids. Lineage: Eukaryota; Metazoa; Arthropoda; Insecta; Diptera; Psychodidae. The transcript has 4 exons. The record is from RefSeq and is a predicted model, not a curated record.
CGUUGCUGACGAUCUCUUAUUAUUAUUUAUUUGUAAUUCGAUUCUCUGUUCUGUGACACCUUUUUUUCACUUCCUCUUCCUAUUUGUGAAAUGGCACAGUUCAGCCAAAUAAUGCAGAAUAAGCUGUAGAACGUCAAAAUACAAACAAGAGCAUAAAAACGCCUUACACAGUAUUAAUAUAUCCAUAGAGUUCUUUUGACUAAAGCCACUUGUACUAGUUCGCCAUUGCUUCGUACACUUUAGAUAUUGCCUAAAAUAUAUUCAGCUGAUUUUUCUGUGUCAACAAAAUAAUGAUAACGCAGCAGUUCAAUAUCUCGCCCAGACACGCUGAUUAAUCUAUACUUUGAAGUUCACAUCGCAAGUCUUGCUUAUAGUGUUCCUCAUACUGUGCCAUUUAUGAGUGAAUAUUCUCAUAUUUCCUACAAAAUUCUCAGAAAUAAUGAUGUGGUGAAGUUUAGUGCUCAGAGAUUAUGCAGAAGUGCCGAAAUGAAAGCAAUCAGCGUGAGAAUUUGGCUGCCAAUUGCAAUAAUUGCCUUGCUGGGACUCUAUAUUCUAGCGACAAAUCAGAAAGCGGAAGCAAAUAUUGUGGAAUAUGUGCCAAAUGUGCCUCAAGUUCUAACACAAAGUGCAGUUGAAGUGAUAUCAAAGGACAUUCCGCAGAACUCCACUCAUUUGAGUGACAAUGUCUUGGCGGAUUUGAAGGAAUUGCUGGGCUGUGAUAACAAGCAAUAUCUGUCGAGAACUUACCAGCGUGGAAACUAUUGGGUGCUGGAGAAUUACGUGAGAGCAACGCAUGGGAACAUCGAUUGCUACGAAUCAAUUACUUACACCACUCACGGUGACUUCACAUUCCUGGACAAUGCAAUUCCACUCGUCAAGAGGUGGCGAGCGCCCGUGGGCAUGUCUCUCUUCGCACCUGGAACUGAUUUUCAGCCCACAAUUGACUCCAUACGGUACCUCAGGGACUGCACUGGUGACGAUGGUGAGCUGCUGAAGAGGUUCAUGACUUUCCACAUCUUCUUCCACGUCGAUCACAUUCCCAUCUCCGUGCCGCGGGCGGAGGAUCUGCUGGCGGCGCCCUUCAAGUGUCCAGAAGUAGCGCCAUUUGAGAGUUUCAAGCACGAGGACAUGUUCAAGACUCUCAAGCAGCUCACCUAUCCCAUCAAUGUGGGCAGGAAUGUCGCCCGAGAUGCCGCCAUUACUCAUUUUGUCUUCCCCAGCGACAUCGAGCUGUAUCCCAGCCUCGAGGUGGUGCCCAAGUUCCUCGAAAUGAUCGCCCGGAAUGAGGGUCCAUUGCGCAACAAGAAGCCCAGAGUUUUCCCGCUGCCGGUCUUUGAAGUGAAAGCCACCGCUCGUGUUCCGGACAACAAAACCGAACUGCUGCAGAUGCUGAAGACGAAGGACGCCAUUCUGUUCCACGAAAAGAUCUGCUCCAAUUGUCACGCCGUACCGGAGAGGAGUCGCUGGGAGGCGACUGCCGAGGGCGCCAGGAUGGAAGUGUUUGUCGUGGGGAAGCGCGAAGGGAGCUUCCAGCACUGGGAGCCCAUCUUUAUUGGCACCAAUCGCGAGCCCUACUAUGAGGAGCGCCUCAAUUGGGAGGGCAAGAGGGACAAGAUGACGCAGGGCUAUCAGCUGUGCGUGAAAGACUACGAAUUUCAUGUCCUUAGCGAUGCUUUCCUGGUUCAUCGGCCGGGCAUAAAACUGAUGCAAGCGGCGCGGAGGGUGAAUCACGAGACUGUGACAAACAAUCUGAUAGAUAAGAAGAUCUCGCGCGAACUACAUAUCCUGUUCGGCACGAAGAAAGGCUGUGUCAUUUGAUGAAGCAAUAAAUCCACCCAAGUUUGCGUCUGAUGAAAAUAUUGUGACUGAAUAUAAAUUAGUGAAAACUUUUGGGUUGGCAAAACUUUGAAGAAUGUGUAGAGU